Messenger RNA from Austrofundulus limnaeus, 1456 nucleotides. RefSeq names its product outer dynein arm docking complex subunit 4 (gene odad4). The record is from RefSeq and is a predicted model, not a curated record. Gene Ontology annotation, cellular component: cytoplasm. Gene Ontology annotation, molecular function: protein binding. The coding region runs from base 101 to 901 and encodes 266 amino acids. Lineage: Eukaryota; Metazoa; Chordata; Actinopteri; Cyprinodontiformes; Rivulidae. The transcript is spliced from 6 exons.
CCGUAUUCUGGUUUGUUGGUAGGGUUGCUAGGACACCAGAAAACGGAAGCUGGAUGUACUUGGAGUAAUAGCUCGUUUUGAAACACGGGUUUUAAAGAAAAUGUCCGACUUAAAUGAAGGCGACAAAGUUCAGAACUCCAAAACUGCGUUCUCCGCUUUGUUCUCCGAGGGGGAAUGGAUGUUCGUUAAAGGGGAAAACGAAAACGCAGUAAAAAGCUUCACAGCGGCGCUUGCUUUAAGACCCGGCGACAAAAACUGCCUUGUUAGUCGAGCYAAAUGUUACAUGAAGUUGGAGCAGCCUGAAAAGGCCUUACAGGAUGCUGAAAGUACCCUUAAAGGUGACGAGACUUUCUGUGAGGGACUGUACAUAAAGGCAGAGGCGUUGUUCCUCAUGGGGGAGUUUGAAUUCGCCUUGGUAUUUUACCGCAGAGGAUUUGACUUUCGCCCGCACAUGUUCAGGCUCGGUAUGCAGAAAUCCCAGGAGGCGAUAGCAAACUCUGUUGGCAGUCCUUCCACCGUCGAGCUGAACAGUGAAGGAGAUCUUUCAUUUCUUCAGAAAGAAGCAGCGAGAGUACAGCCAAUCACUGCCAUUCAGGAUCUGACCGAGGAGGAAAGAUACGACUCCCCGAAGACCUACAAGAACAAGAAGACAACCAAACAGCUGCUGGGGAAGUUUUACGACGACAAGAAAUUUCUCGAAGAUCUGAUGAAAGACGAAGGCUUGGCUAAAGGCGUGACAGCGAGCGGAGAGCGAGUGCAGGACAUCAUUGAGGGCUGCAUCACGUCGCUUGAGAAAUACACGGAGAUCCGGAGUCCAGAGAAACCAGCUUCGCUUAAAAAAAAAAGAACCGUCCGCAAAUUCAGCAGGAGUGUAGGCCUUCUGAAGCAGCAGAUGGUCUGAAGAAGGAAGAAGAAACAGUUUUCAUUAAAAAGGGUGUUUGAUUUGUGAAAGCAAUAUUUGUUCCCGUGGAUAUCUGGGAAUAGUCUGAAUCUUCUUUGCCAGUUAAUGUACCUUCAAGUAAAAACUGGGAAAUUCUGAUGUGUUUGUAUUAAACAUUUCUUUUAAAUGCUUUUUUUAAACCAAACUUAUUUCCUGUUUGAGCGUAACAUCACAUUUCCUCUGUGCAGACGCUCAUAUUAUGACACAGAUGGUUUAAUUUAAACAGACGACUGCUUACUGGAAAGUUUCUAUAAAUAUUUGUUUGUGUGUUAAUUAGAGAGAGUUGUUUUUUCUUUUUUUCCAUUUCAUUUAUGGUCAGUCUUUUCAUAUAUGGCACCUUUGUUUUUCCAGAGUCUCUUAUAAAGAAGUAUUUUCAUUUUACAAUAAUAAACUGCUUUGUGUUUAUGCAAAUUACACUGAGCAUUAGGGAUAAGACUGAUGUCUGCUCAGCCUAAGUUUUGCAUAUAAGAUAAGAGACUGUUGUUCAUAUUAAAUAAAGGCAUGUUAACUUGUGGA